ACAACAACUGCUGCCCCAACAACAACAACAAUGGCAGCAACUACAACAACUGUUGCUCCGACAACAACAACUCCUGCCCCUACAACAACAACUACGGCAGCAAUUAUAACAACUCCUGCCCCGACAACAACAACUAUGGCAGCAACUACAACAACUGCUGCACCAACAACAACUACAGCAGCCACUACAACAACUAAUGCCCCGACAACAACAACUGCUGCCCCGACAUCAACAACAACUACUGCUCCAACAACAACUACGGCAGCAACUACAACAAUUUCUGCCCCGACAACAACAACAACUGCUGCUUUAACAACAACAUCUGUUGCCCCGACAACAACAACAACUGCUGCUCCAACAACAACCACGGCAGCAACUAGAACAACUGUUGCUCCAACAACAACAACUGUUUCUCUGACAACAACAACUGCUGCCCCAACAACAACAACAAUGGCAGCAAUUACAACAACUCCUGCCCCGACAACAACAACAACUGCUGCUCCAACAACAACUACGGCAGCAAUUACAACAACUGCUGCUCUAACAACAACAACUGUUGCUCCGACAACAACAACUGCUGCCCCGACAACAACGACAAUGGCAGCAACUACAACGACUGUUGUUCCCACAACAACAACUGUUGCUCCGACAACAAGUCCUGCACCGACAACAACUACGGCAGCAACUACAACAAUUCCUGCCCUGACAACAACAACUGUUGCUCCGACAACAACUCCUGCCCCGACAACAACAACUGCGGCAGCAACUACAACCACGGCAGCAACUACAACUCCUGCCCCGACAACAACAACUGCGGCAGCAACUACAACCACGGCAGCAACCACAACAACUGUUGCUCCGACAACAACUGCUGCCCCAACAACAACAACAAUGGCUGCAACUACAACAACUGUUGCUCCGACAACAGCAACUCCUGCCACGACAACAACUGUUGCUCCGACAACAACAACUUUUGCUCCGACAACAACAACUGCUGCCCCGACAACAACAACAACUGCUGAUCCAACAACAACUACGGCAGCAACUACAACAACUGUUGCUCCAACAACAACAACUGUUGCUCCGACAACAACAACUCCUGCCCCAACAACUGUUGCUCCGACAACAACCACUGUUGUUCCGACAACAACAACUGCUGACCCGACAACAACAACAACUGUUGCUCCAACAACAACAACUGUUGCUGCGAUAGCAACCACUUCUGCCCCUACUACAACAACAAUGGCAGCAACAACAACAACUGCUGCUCCAACAACAACUACAGCAGCCACUACAACAAUUGUUGCUCCGACAACAACAACUUUUGCUCCGACAACAACAACUGCGGCUCCGACAACAACAACAACUGCUGCUCCAACAACAACCACGGCAGCAACUACAACAACUGUUGCUCAGACAACAACAACUGUUUCUCCGACAACAACUGCUGACCCAACAACAACAACAAGGGCAGCAACUACAACAACUGUUGCUCAGACAACAACAACUCAUGCCCCGACAACAACAACUACCGCAGCCACUACAACAACUGUUGCUCCGACAACAACAACUGCUGGCCCGGCAACAACAACAACUGCUGCUCCAACAACAACUACGGCAGCAACUACAACAACUGCUGCUCCAACAACAACAACUCCUGCACCAACAACUGUUGCUCCGACAACAACCACUGUUGUUCCGACAACAACAACUGCUGCCCCGACAACAACAACAACUGCUGCUCCAACAACAACUAUGGCAGCAACUACAACAACUGUUGCUCCAACAACAACAACUGUUGCUGCGAUAGCAACCACUACUGCCCCUACAACAACAACAAUGGGCCAUUUCAGACCUGUUUCUGCGCGAACAAGAGCAAACGGAACUGAGGCAGAUUUGGGGGUUGUGUUCUUUAACACUGUUGCCAUUUUAGAUCUCCCAACGGAGAACAAAGUUGCUCAAGUCUUAAUAGACAGUGUAAAUAAUUCCAACAACACAUUCAACGUGACCAUAAAUACUGGGACAAUUCAAGUAAUAGCAAGUCCAGUUGGAAGUACUAAUGCAACUGCUGCAACAACAACCGCUGUACCUAUAACUGCUGCACCUGCAACCGCUGCACCUGCAACUGUAGCACCUGCAACCGCUGUACCUGCAACUGUAACACCUGCAACCGCUGCACCUGCACCUGUGGAACUCACAACAAGACUGGUGGUUUUCAGAUCUGUUCUAGACACAUUUACAGAUGACUUGUUGGACACAUCAUCUGCUGCUUUUAAAAGUAGAGCUUCUAAUAUAAAGAGACAGCUUGAACCUCGCUAUCAAAAAGAAUUCCCCUUUUCCUUCAAGUCCUUGGACGUUGUGGAAUUCAGAAGUGGAUCAGUCUUCAACAACAUGCGUCUUCUCUUCCAAGGCCCAUCUGUUCCUAGUAGAACUGAGAUUGCGAAUGUUUUGCUGAGUGCAGCUUCAAGCGUCACCAACUUCGACAUUGAAGGCAGCUCCAUCACCGUGGAUGGCAUAUCUUCAAGUGGAGUAAGCCAAAAGAUCAGUCUCUUCACUGCAUCCUGUCUGGUGCUGUUGUCAUUGCUAUUGUCAAGCCAGCAAUAGCAUCUGUGUGGAUUGCCUUUGGAAUUGCCAGGAAGGAAAGGGGACUUCAUUGUCAGAAAAAUAUGAAGAUUAGUGAUUCUCUUAUCUGUUGAAUGGGUUUCAACCUUUGACACAUCAGUGACAGUGGAUUAGGUAUGUCUGUGGAACUGAACACGUUUCUGCGUGGUAACAUCCAGGAUCCUGGACAGAAUGACACAGACAACUAUAAGCCCCGUGUCUAUAUCACUCAAAUAAUAAGGCAAACAACAUUACAACAUUAUCUAUGAAACCCUGGGGUGUCUAAAAAUAUUCUACUGUUGAACUUUUACUAUCAAAAUGUAUCUUGUUUCACACAGCACUGUUGUAUAGCAAUAUUUAAAAUAGUGCCAGUCACUCAUCUUAACCUUUCUAUAGCCUCUAAAUGGAUGUAGAUGUAAUUUUUGCAUAAUCCUGCUAAAUAAUGAACAAAAAGACAAAGAAAAGCAAAUUGAAACAUAACUCCUUCAUGGCGGUGGUAAUUAAUUACUAUUUAGAUUUGUGUCUUAAAUUAAAUGAAGGAACACAUGCAGGUCAUAGUUGGCUUCACACUCAACCUCAUAUAUUUUAUCAAAGGUCAUGGUGUAUAUAUGUUUAUGUGAAAAAAAGCACUGUCCAUUUUCUUAUUUAUAUAAAGUGUAUUUAUGUAAUAAUACAUUACUGUAUUCUGUGAGAUUUCCUGUAGUUUCUACUGUAUCUUUGAGAAACUUUACAAUGAUCAGAAUACAAAAUAUUGGAAAUUUC
Molecule: messenger RNA, 3363 nt
Organism: Scophthalmus maximus (turbot)
Lineage: Eukaryota; Metazoa; Chordata; Actinopteri; Pleuronectiformes; Scophthalmidae
Product: mucin-5AC
Exons: 9
Source: RefSeq, a predicted model, not a curated record